Molecule: messenger RNA, 696 nt
Organism: Recurvomyces mirabilis
Lineage: Eukaryota; Fungi; Ascomycota; Dothideomycetes; Mycosphaerellales; Teratosphaeriaceae
Exons: 1
Coding region: 1-696 (231 amino acids)
Source: RefSeq, a predicted model, not a curated record
AUGUUCGCCAUCCCUAUCGUCCGGGCUUCCAACAGGUCCCAGGAGGCGGAGUGCAAGCCAACAGCCGACGUCGACGCUGACCGCAACAGCGAAGACACUGCAACUACUGGACCUGCCAGUCCAGAAUUGAUGCUUAUUGCCAUUCCUGAGUAUACGCAGCAGCCGCAAUCUCCACGAACGUCAAGAUUCGCUCAGAAACUACAGGAUGCGAGUCCACGUCAUCAAAGGUCACCUCCUCGAGAAGCCUCGCAAACACAGUUUCGCGAACGAUGGCGAAAAUGGCGAACUUCUAACGAAAUAGACGUCAAGCUGCGUGCCAAGAGAGCUAGUAUCAACCGCGAGCUCGCUGGUAUGAAUCCUGAACCAGGAGAUGCUGGAAAGCAGCAGGCAGUGGACACGAGUAUACCAGCUUACCGACGUAACCAGAGGAGAUGGCGCAAAGUACAAGGAUCCCCGUGGCCGAGCAUGCCUCUUAGAACCGAAUUCGAGGAAGAUGUUGUGGACGAGGCUUAUCGGACUAUGAGUCCGAGAGAACAGAGAACCUUUCGCCAAGACUUCGACUAUGCUCCAGACGAGUAUGUGGUUCUUCCGAAGGCUGAGACGCUGGAUAAAGCGCAGAGGCUUGGUGAGGAGUUCGUGCGGAAGAGGAAGGCUGGCGAGCUGGAGGGAGAGGACGAAGGUGAUGAGGAGGUUUAA